This is a messenger RNA of Solanum verrucosum, 900 nucleotides long. RefSeq names its product F-box protein CPR1-like. The transcript has a single exon. Lineage: Eukaryota; Viridiplantae; Streptophyta; Magnoliopsida; Solanales; Solanaceae. The record is from RefSeq and is a predicted model, not a curated record. The coding region runs from base 1 to 900 and encodes 299 amino acids.
AUGUAUCCACAAGAAUUGGCAUGGUACGAUCUUAUCAAAACCCCUGAAUUUGUUCAACAACACUUGAACUAUAGCAAGAAUAAUCCCCCACAACUCCUACUUUAUAAUUCUGGUAACCUUCUUGAUGAUCAUGACUCCCGUUCCAUAACUUUACUUUCUGAAGAUAUUCCCCAAACUAUCAAAGGUAUGACGUACCUUUUAGGUUCUAUGGACGACUUGUUUUUUAUGACUGGGGUAAUUGAUCAUAUGCGUUCGUGUGCAUUAUGGAAUCCUAUUACUAGGGAGUUGAGACCCCUCCAUCUCCCUCCACCCAUAAUCAAUCAUUACCCUGUGUUUGGGUUGGGAUUGGACCCCUUGACUAAUGACUAUAAAGUGGUUUUCUAUUUGCGUAAAAAUGCAGCAACGAUCUAUUCCUGUUCUAGGGACUCAUGGAGAAUUUUCAAACCCAAAAAACCACUACCUUUAUUUAUAGACGUGAAACAUACAUUUGGUACUGCUUAUUUGAAUGGAGCUUAUUACUGGUUGCUAAAUGGAGGCAGCCAUACUGACUACUCCAUUCUUUCAUUCGACUUUGGGAGUGAAAUAUUUGAAGAGAUUGAAGGGCCUGAUUGUCACUGUGUUCAUAGUUCUAUGUUGGGUAUGAUGUUGCUUGAUGAUUCCAUUGCCAUGUUGAACUCGAACAUAGAUGAAAGAUUUGCUUAUGAUAUAUGGGUAAUGAUCCAACCAGCGAUCUGGAACAAACUUGUUACCUUUCAAUGCUUCCCUAAAAUUAAGUCGUGUUAUGAUAGCUCUCUCAUUUUGGCAACUAAAGCUUCUCGACUGGUCUCCUAUAAUGUUUUGACUAACAAGACAAGGCAUCAUGGAUUUCAACGUUCCUGCUUGACAAAACAUCCACUUUAG